Molecule: messenger RNA, 6096 nt
Organism: Spodoptera exigua (beet armyworm)
Lineage: Eukaryota; Metazoa; Arthropoda; Insecta; Lepidoptera; Noctuidae
Source: the annotation of a GenBank genome assembly
AUGUCUUUCAUAACGAAAAGAGAGCGUGUGUUCAACGAAUACGAUCUAUUCGAUUUGCCGGCGAGGAACGAAGGGAAACUGAAAGCGUACGCGUCAUGUACGGACGCGAGAGCUUGGUCCCACUUCUGUUCAGAUAAAAGCGAGCACUUGGUGGAGGCAAUUAAAAGGAACAACGAGACGGUCCGGCCAAAGUAUGUACCGACAAAUGUGAUCGUGGACACUCUCAUGGUAGCUAAGAAUGCAGAGAUUGCUCGCUUGAAGCGCAAAAUUGAAGAGUUCGAACAAUUGUUAGCUGCAUAUGAUCAACUCGAUCUCACGUGCGAUCAGAAAUGCGAUAUUGCUCAUGCCCAUGCAGCAAUAAGAGCAGCCAAUAAAGAACUUGAUGACCUGACAACCGGUAAAGAUAUUCUCUGUCUCGAUAUAAAAGGUAAAAUAUUAUUUAAACUACUGGUAUUGGAAAAAUUCUGCGUUGCAUUAAUAGCUCCAUGCACUCGAGAUUUCGUUGAUGAAUGUGACAAUAAAAUCGAUGAUUGUGCAUGCUACCGUGUUGACGUAUUAUCCCGUGUUAAGCCAACUUUUGCAGUAACAGCAUCAGACUCAGAAUCUCCUAAUCUAGACAGUAAAAGGGCUCAACUUGUUGCUGACAUUAUACAAAAUGACGAAAUGAAAGAAAUUUUGAGCAAAGAUACCAUCAAAACCGAUGAAGAUCUAAUAGAUAAUGUUCGAAUCAUAGAUGACUAUAACAUAGAAAGAGAAAACCUAAAACGCUUGAAAACUUUACAAGAAAAUUUUGAUGAUUUGAUGUCAUGUUAUGAAAAAUUAAAAUUGGAUAAGGCGCUUUUAGAGAAGCGUUGUGAGAGGUAUGAAGAAAUAGAGCGUGAAUUCGAAAGUUUGAAAAUGCAAAUGAGAGAAUAUGAUUCUCUAUGGAAUGAAAAAGAGCAUUAUCGAAGGCGCUCUGUUGAUCUUGAUAGUCUUAAAGAGCAGUACCUUAUAUUAAGUGAUGAAACUUCUGAUUUGGAGACACAACUAAAAGCUCAAUCUGAGAUUAAUCAUAUCAAACGUAGAGAGAUGGACUCCUUACGGAACGAAAAUAUUUCUCUAGAGAAAAAGCUAAAUGAGGCAUCAAUUGCUUUUGAAAAAGAGAAAAACGUUUUACUAUGCAAGUUAAAGGAAGCUGAAUGCAGAGUCAUGUGCCAAGAACAACAGAUAAAAACUUUAUCCUUGCAAAUUGACAAAAUACUUGAACAAGAUCACACUAAGCCUCUUCCAAGAGAUUCGGAAAAUCAUACGUUAUCCUUAAUGGACGAACUUCAAUCUUGUAAAGAACAAGUAAAAAACUUAAGGGAUGCUCUAUUUUGUAAUGAAGAAGAAAAACAAGAGUUACAAAAGCAUUACCAGGAUCAAAUGGAACUCAUCAACAAAUUAAAGUUGGAAAUAGAAGAUUGGAAGUCCACAUAUGAAAGAACAAUGCAACGCAAUGAGUACUUAGAAGAGUAUAAAGAAAGUUUACUAGAGGAAACCAGACUAUUAAAAGAGAAUUUGCACGAAAACACAUCAGCUGUUGACAAUUUAAUGAGCGUUAUCAAAAAUAAAUCACAAGAAAUCAAUAAAUUAAUGCAGGAAAUGGAAAGGAAGAAAGAUGAAAAUAGAGAUUUAUUGGGGCAACUAAAUGAUUUGAGGGAAAGGUUUAGUUCCAGUCUAGAUCGUAUGGAAAAAGAAAAGUUACAAGCUUUACAAUCACUACAAGUUACAAGACAAGAAAGCAAGGAAUUAUUAGAUAAAAUUAAAGAUUAUGAUGAAACGAUACACAAAAAAGAAGAUGCAACUAAAUCUUUAGAGUUGCAGCUCCAGGAAAACAAAGAAGUUCAAAAUAUGUUAAUAGAAAAAAAUAGAAAUUUGGAAAAAGAGUUAACUACCCGCGAUAAUAAUAACUCUCUUUUACUACAAGAGAUUCAACGCUUACGCGAGCUAAAUCAAUAUGCCGUCAAUAAUAUUAAUAGUCUCGAAAAUGAAAACAAUCAAUAUCAGAUUUCUUUAGAUCUAACACAAAAAGAAAGUGGUGAAUUAAAAAAUAAAAUGAUGUAUUAUGAAAAUUUAAGUAAUCAACUACAAAAUUUACAAGAAUCAUAUGACAAACUAUUUACAGAAAAAUCGCAACUCGAAAAUCAGUUACUUGAAAGUGAUGAACUUAUUAAUAGCUUACAACAAUCAGAAGAAUCAAAAGCAAAUGAACUCUCUAGACUUACUGAACAACUGACUGCUGAAAAAUAUGCAGCUGAUGAGGAGAUUAUAGAAAAAAAACGACAUAUAGAAAAUCUUCUGCAAAAUUUGGAUACUUUAACUCUUGAAAAAGAACAUUUAUUACGUAGGUGUAAAGAUGCUGAUGACUUAGAACGAGAAUUAGAAAAUCUGAAAGUAACUUACGUUGAAUUAUCACAUGAAAGAAGUAUGCUACAAAACGAUUUUGAUAACAAAACAGAAGAAUUUAAUCAUUUGUAUAAUACAUUAGAAAAUAAAAUUGAAGAAAACAGAGAACUAAUUGAACAGAUAAAAACUUUAGAAGCAAAUCAAGCUAUUAUUUUAUCUGAUGUGAAAUCAGCACAAGAUAGAUUUCAUGUAAUGGAGAAAAAAAGUGACGAUUUAGUGAAUAGACUUAAAUUUUUUGAAAAUUUGGAAAAAGAAUUUCAGGAAAUGAAGAAAGCGCAUGACGAUUUAAAAAUGGAAAGAGAUAAUUUAGAAUUUAAACUAAAAAUCCAACUGGAUGAUCUGAAGAUAAUGCAAGAAGAAAAUGAAAAUCUACAGAAUGCUUUAAUAGGGACAAGAACUGAGACGGAUGACCUGAUGGUUAGCAACCAGCGCCGCCCAUGGACACUCAUAAUACCAAAGAAGUUACAACAAGUGCGUUGCCGGCCUGUUGUGGGACAUAAAGGAUUUGAGCAUGGAGGAUGGGGGGGGGGUCCGGAAAAUACUAUAUCUUCUCUUAGUGAGGAUGUUUAUGAGCGCGAUAGUAAAAUAGCAACUUUGCAAAACCACUUAAAUGAAUUAGAAGAAGAAAUAACAAGACUUCACGCUAGCCUGGAUGAAGUAAUUGACACCGGUGAACAAAUAAAAGAUUUCAGUUUUCAGAAGCUUGAUUCCAUGAAGAAUAUGGAAGCCCAUCACUCUCGAGCUACACACAACAUGAAGAGGGAGUUAGCAAAACUACAAAAUGAAAACUCUUUGCUAUCAGAACAACUAUCAGUAACAAGAGUACAAUAUGAUGAGUUUUCAAGAGACAACUUUAAAAUUGCAUCGCAAUUAAAACACCUUCAAAAUGAACGUGAAAUAAUUGUAACUGACAUAAAGCAACUCGAGCUUAAAACCGUCGGCGAGAGUGCCUUAGCACCAAACAAAUGCGAUGUAGAAGACAUAUUAGCAUCGCUAGAUAGAAUUAGGAAAUCUAUUGAUGCGAGAUUUUUAAAAGUACAAACGUCUUCCCAACUUCUUUUAAGUAAAGCAGAUGAGGCAAAGAAAAUUGUUGAAAGAGAGAAACAAAAAAUAAUUAAUGAAAAAGAAGAAGCUAUUAUAAGCAGACAAAAUAUGGAAAAACAAUUAUUAGAACUUAAAACGAAACUAGAAAAUCAAAUAGCUGACGAUAAAAUCGUGAUGAUGAAUCAAAAGCUAAUAAGUGAUAGAAAAAUUAAGUCUUCUCAAGAUUACAUUUCUAAAUUAAAAGAAGAACUAGAUGCUCUACAAAGCUUGUAUAAAAAUUCUGUAGAGAAAAUAAGUGAACAACAAGAAAAAUUGCAGAACAUGACAAAGGACAAAGACAAGUUAUUAGAAAUGGUAGAAGAAAUAAAGGCGGACUUAAGAAAGAAAUCAAAUGAAGUAGCUGAAUUACAAAAUCAGUUGGACGCUUUAAUGAAAAAAACACACCGAAACAUGGAAACUCAAACACAUGAAGAGUUAUCGUUAGCUGUCAAUGGUACAGAGACCAGUUCAGGCACUAAAAAUAAGCUUGAUUUUAUGGAUAAUAUAAGCUUGAUCGAAACAAACAAGCCACAUGUGGAUAAAGAUCAUACUCAACUUGAAAUGCAGGUUGCAAGACCACAUUUAGGAAAUGAAGUACAAGUUUUAGCAGCCGCUGUAGAGCAACCACCUUUUGAACUUAUCAAAAGUAGUUAUAUUGAUUAUAAAAUGAAAAGAUUAAAGCUAGGUAACUUAGAAAAACAAUCUAUAACUUGUUUUAUUGAUUCUGAUAAAGAAAAAACGGAACAAGGAAAAAAUAAUAACUUUAUUGAUAUUUACAAUAGACAAUCGAUGCACACUAAUUCUUCAAAAGGAAAUGAUGGCUCGGAUAAUAUAAUCAGAAGCAAGAUUGCAUCUCAUAGUCUAGAUAAAUCGACUGGAUACACAACACAUGAAAGUUAUGGUUCUGAGAGCAAUGCGGCUAGUAAGCUAAGGGAUAGUAAAAUAAACGUUGUUUCAACGUCUGAAAACUCAACAGACAAAGAUUUGUUUGUAAUUUACAAAGACAGUGAGAGUAGCUACAAUAAUAAUAACAAAGCACAGUCAAAAGGAACUUGGUCUGGCAAGGGCCAUUCUGAAAUAGUGGUUGAAGCCGUCACUGUCCUUCCCAAGAAUAAUACAAAUAACAUCGAUCCUAAUAAUUACGGCGAAAAAAAUUCUUAUAUUUUUCAAGAAAAUGAAGAAUCUAUUGAAGAUGAUAGUGUAAGACAAAAACUGGAAAUAAAUUUGCCUAGAGUAGGAACAGAAAGUCCUUCAGAUAUUGAUAAGAAAUCUUUGGACUCAUAUACCCUUGCACUAUACCCUUCAGCAAAACGCCUUUCCGAUUCAGACACAAAAGUUAAUGGUGAAGGUAAAACUGUAAAGCAUGAUACUUCCUUACCAAAAAUAUCUAAUGAUGAUCAAUUUAUGGGCUCGUACAUUUCUCUAGGAGCAGGAUCAGAGGAAGAUGCUAUUAAACCAGGAAAAAGGAAGACUAAAGCAUCGGAAACUGGCAGUAGAUCUAAACAAAAACAUUCCCAAAAUUCUAAAAAAAGGCCAUCAAGUUCAACGCCUUUUGACAGCGAGUCACAUCAUAAGUUGUCAAGAAUAGGUGCCGAUGUGCUUCUACUUAAAGCAGAACAAGAUCAAAAAUCUUCUCAAGCUGGUAGAAAAGACUUUGGAUUGGAAUACAUAAUGGACACUGUACUGGGUGAAGUUGAUCCUAAUGCGAUAAAAUAUUAUGCGACAAAAGAUUUGCGCAAGACAAGGAGUGAUGAGAGAUUUAAUUUAAUAAAGAUAAGAGAGAAGACGGAUUCCAGCCCGUCUAGGCUAAAUAUUAAUGUGUCAGAUACUAUACGCAACAUAUUCGAACAAGUCGACAUAGAACAACGCAAAAUGGCUGAACACACGUACCUUAAAUACAUUGCCAACAAGAUUCUGAGUGGGAGCAUAGAUGGACCGUUCAAGCUGGAUGGUCUUCAAGCUUUAGAUACUCAAGAGCUAUCAUUUCUACACCUAAAGGUAUGCCGUAUGUGGAAAACUAAGCUCAACAAAGAAGAAGAUUUUAAAAAAAGGAUAGAUUCUUUGGAAAGCGAACUGAUAAGCAAACAGCGGAAUACGCAACAACACAUUGCGGAAUUAGACCGUAAAGUAGCGGAGGAGCGUCGCCGCCUACAAGAGGUUCGUGAAGCGGUCUGUCGCAGCUCUCCUAUUGAUGCUAGAACCUGUAGUCCAGAGGUUACAUUCCAUUAUGCACCCCCUCCAAACCCAGAAAAAGAGAGUUGUGGAGGCUGUACCCAAAGAGCCAGUAUCGAAGCGGGCGGGCGUAGAUCCGCUGGAGAUCUUGCUCCGGAACUGACGAACAGCUUAAAGCCACGUCGCAUACGACCCGAAAAUAAUAAGCGUGCGCGACGUGCAUCCGCGCACGCUGCUCAUGAGGAAGAACCCCUCUGUGGUUCGAAACUAGUGGAGCUUUUCUCAAUUAUACACGUGACUCCCACGAGAGCUGACGUUGAUGAACGUCGGGAGCGAAAACUAUACCACGACGAACCUCCAACUCGGCUGCGUCGGUCCCAUGACCGACAAGGGCAGCGAUCUAGUAAAAAGUAA